AUGAGUUCAUCGACGCAACACAAAGUUGGAAUUUUCCCCGCCUCUGGGGGUAUUGGCGGAGGCACUGCAAAGCACAUUCUCCAGCGCCUUUCUCCAUCGAACCUGAUCCUCAUCGCUAGAAACCCCAACAACCUUUCGCAUGCACGAGAGCUGGGAGCAGACGUUCGACAAGCUGAUUACGAUGACGACGAAUCGAUUCGGAACAGUUUUCGCGGAAUCGAGACCUUGUUUUUGAUCUCGUAUGCAUCAGUUGAGGUUGAACACAGGUUUGAGCGGCACAAGUUUGCCAUCGACACUGCCAUUGCAAGUGGUGUGAAGCACAUCUUUUAUGGGUCGUUGGGCUUUGCUGGAUCUGCAAAGAACCAGGAGUCAGUAGCUCACGUUAUGAAGGCACACCUCAUUACUGAGGGAUACCUUCGAGCAUGCCGUAAAGAGCAUCCCGGAUUCGACUUCACGAUCGUCCGCGAGGGGCUCUACACUGAGUCUUACCCACUCUAUACCUCGUUCUUUGACCCUGCUCGACCUGUCAAUGAGAUCAAGAUUCCUCAUGACGGCGCCGGCCCCGGUAUCGCAUGGGUCAAGAGAGAAGAGCUGGGGGAAGCAACAGCUGAGCUCAUAUCUCGCUACGUCACAGACCCUGACGGUUUCCCCUACCGCCAACAGACGAUUCUCUUUUCGGGAACAAAGACAUUGACCCUGUCGGAAACAGUCAGCAUCCUCAGCGAGAUCGCAAAGGUUCCAGUCCAAAUCAAGCAGGUUUCGGAUGAUGAGUUCGCCUCCCAGGCUCAGGUAAUUCCUAACUUUACCUACCGUGGAGUUGACUACUCGAAGCCGUGGGCUUCGGCCUUUGAGGCGUUUCGUAGGGGUGAGGCGGCUGCUGCGUCACCGUUGCUGAGUGAGCUUUUGGGAAGAGAGCCGGAGGGUUUCAAAACCACCGUGAUGAACUCUCUCAAAGCCUAG
This is a messenger RNA of Colletotrichum tamarilloi, 960 nucleotides long. RefSeq names its product NmrA family protein. The transcript is spliced from 2 exons. The coding region runs from base 1 to 960 and encodes 319 amino acids. Lineage: Eukaryota; Fungi; Ascomycota; Sordariomycetes; Glomerellales; Glomerellaceae. The record is from RefSeq and is a predicted model, not a curated record.